UCACCUUAUAUAAAGACCACCGCGAGUUUCCAAAAAUCACAUUCACUAUACUAAGCCGAACAAUGGUUAACAUGAGCUAUCACCAAUCUCAACUAAAAUACAUACAUACUCCGAAUCCAAGACAGUCAAGAAAGCGAAAUAAUAAAAGAAAAAGGACUUGUUGGGACAAAUUAUCACCAACAACCAAUUGCCAGACUUGAUUAUAAGAGACUUUCAAAAGUCCAGGUCCAGUGUGUACCAGCGUGUGGCUGUGGAAGACUAUCUGUGCGACUGAGUGACAGAGAGAUGACUGCCGAGUGGCUUCACCUGCCCCCUCCGUACCCCCCUGGUGUGGGACCGCUGUGUGGUGCAGAGUUGGAGGCGUGGUAUGAGGACCUGCAGGAUAUACUGGGAUCAGACACGGGCGGGGCCAAGAUGACUCGCGCCCCUCCCUGCUCAGAGAAAGAGACGGAGUUCCUGGAUGUCCUGGAGAGCUGUUCCCUGACAUGGUUGACGGACGGGGUGGGGGUGGGGGUCGGAGGGCAGGCGUGGGGCGGAGGAGAGGGUGUCCAGAGGGUCAUGAUUCCAGAGGAGCCUCCUACCCAUCCGCCCCCCUCCUCCAACUCCUUGUGUCUGAGUCCAGCCGAGGAGAGGACGGAGAGGCCUGGGGACGGAGAUGGAGGGAGGGAUGGAGAGGGAGGGUCGGGAGGAGUGGACCUGUUACCCCCAGAGUUCUUUGAGCUGCUGAGUGAGGGAGGGGUGGGCAUGGUGGACGGUAGCUACCAUCAUCAUCAUCACUCCAACAACGUCCAACAGCCUGCGUCUCCCUCCACUAGCGAGGAGGAGGAACAACCAUGUGUCCCCGACUCUCCCUCCUAUUCCUCCUCCGCCGCCUCUCCUUCCCCCUCUCUCAACUGCUCUCCUCCUUCCUCCCCCGUCUCCUCUCCUACUAGCACCGCUUCCUCAUUGUCUCGGCCGGGCAAACGCAAGAGAGGCAACUCUCUGUCCUUCCCUUCCUCAGGUUCGCACUCGUCCUCCUCUUCCUCUUCUGCGAAGAAGAGCAGGAGAGAGCGGGAGCAGGAGAAUGAGAGGAAGGUGCAGGAGCUGACGGAUCAGAACGAGAGGUUGAAAGCGGAGAUCGACAGACUGGGAGAGGAGGUGCAGAGGACACGCAGAGCCCUGAUAGAGAGACUAGUUAACACCAAGAAGUGAAGGAAGAAAAGAAAAGAGGAGAGAGGGAUGAGAGGUAGAGGGAUGAAGGAAGUAACAAGGCAGAACAUAAACAUUUGGAUUAGCCGGUUCGCGGUGAAGGGUGAACAUUGGGGUGACUAUGAAAUGCAUUUCUAGACGAGAGUUAGAAAGAAACAAAAAGAUACGUACGUGUUUCGAGAAGAAACUUAAAUGAUCAUUUUCUUCAAAACUAUGAGAGAGGAAGAAGGAAAGUUAGAAAGAAAGAAAGAUGAAAGAGCAAGUCAAAGGAAAACCAUGGAGAGAAGGAACUGCAGCAUUGCGGCAAAUGUAGAGAGAGAGAGAGAGAGAGAUAGACAGCAUGUAAAGGAAAUGGAGGAAACGGUUGAAAUGGCAGGUGGAUCAUGCAAUGCCUUUGUUGACACGUUACUGUGUACUGUAUGUAUGUAGAGCUGGAUGGCAGGAAGCAUCUUUGAACUAGAUAGGUAGCAGUUAGCGCCCAUCACAAGCAUUGUAUGAUUGUGUAGCUCAUUCAGUCUACUGAAGUGUUCAGUUUGAAGUAGGGAUGAGUUAGAUUCAAUGAAUUGAUUGAGGGCAUCGAUUCCAAAAUAAAGGAAUUGAUCGGAAGCAUUGCAUGGGUCUUGUUCAUUAGGCAUCAAAUGGAAAGAGAAGGUGGGACUACCUGGACUCAUCCAAUAAGAAAUGCUGAUAGAGGUUUUCUGUUGCAAAACGCCAGCAUGCCAUGAUGAACACGAUCCUGAUUAUGUCAUUUUUCGCUUAUCCAACCUAAUGAAGUGUUCAGUAUGAAGUAGGGAUGAUGAGUUAGAUUCAAUUGAUUGAUUGAGGGAACCCGCGUCGAUUCCAAAAUUAAGGAAUUGAUUGGAAGCAUCUAUCUAUGAAAAUUGUUAACCAACACCCAUCACAAGCAUUGCAUGGGUCGUGUUCAUUAGGCACCAAACGGAAGACCAACUUGGGCUUGUUCAUCAACAAACGCUCAAUUACAUUUUCCGUUGCAUGCCAUAAUGAAUGUGACUGAUUGGGCGUGGUUUAGCUCAUUCAAUGAAGGGAUUUGUAUGAAAUAGGGAUACGUUUGACUAUAGAAUUGACUAAUCACAUAAAGGUGAUAUUUACCAUUGCUAGGAGUUUUAUUGACUAAUCUGCCCUAGCAACCAUCAAUGAAUAGAUUCUGAAAAACUUAGUUGGACUCAUCACUAGUAUGUAGGUAGUGUGUGGAACGGAAACGCGGAGAAUGCAUUUCAUUGUCACCCCGUCCUUUAUCUAGCCUGGUUAAAUCAGACUAAAUGCUGUGCGUUUCCCAAUGAAACGUAGCUAAAUCAAUUUGGCUCCCAGGCUAUCCCUUAUCUGCCAACCUCUAAACUCUAAGAUUAAUCCUAAGGGCUGAACAGAGGCCAGCAGAGAUAAUAUUUCUUGCCCAGUUUAUGAGGAAAUAUGGAGCUCAGGAAAGUUUGUCAGUACUCAGUGCAGUGUGAGUAUGUGAGAAUGAUGAUUGGUAGUUUUUCAAUUUCUACUUUCGUAUAACCCACUGUAACUUUAGUGUGUAUGGAUAGUUUUACACCUAGGACCCAGUUAUUCUUCUUUCUAUGCUGACCUUUUUCUAUCAAAUUGACUGAAUUUGGAGGUAGUAAUAUUUACAAUGUAGAUCUACCCUGAUUCACCUAUAUAUUUAAUAUAACCCUGUAUUAUACCUAGUUAUACUGUAAUAUAUACACCCUUUACUGUAUCCAUAUUCAUUUGUCAUUUUGUUAUAAAAAUAUGUAUCAAUUAGUGGUUGAAUUAGUUUAUUUCUGUUAUUAACAUUGUAUUGUUUUUACUUUAUUGUAUGCUCACAUUUGCUAAUAAAUCCUUAAAACAA
This is a messenger RNA of Coregonus clupeaformis (lake whitefish), 3040 nucleotides long. RefSeq names its product DNA damage-inducible transcript 3 protein. The record is from RefSeq and is a predicted model, not a curated record. Lineage: Eukaryota; Metazoa; Chordata; Actinopteri; Salmoniformes; Salmonidae. Bases 286 to 1191 code for a protein of 301 amino acids. Gene Ontology annotation, cellular component: CHOP-ATF3 complex; CHOP-C/EBP complex; CHOP-ATF4 complex. Gene Ontology annotation, molecular function: protein heterodimerization activity; transcription factor binding; DNA-binding transcription activator activity, RNA polymerase II-specific. The transcript is spliced from 4 exons. Gene Ontology annotation, biological process: ER overload response; intrinsic apoptotic signaling pathway in response to endoplasmic reticulum stress; negative regulation of transcription by RNA polymerase II.